UUAGACCAAAAAAUGGAAAUAUUGAAAAUUAAAAUACAUAAAUUGAAGGCGAGACGAAUCACUGUAACUUAGAAGAGAUAGUCUCGUUUGGGAAUUGGGAUCGACGCGUCUCUCUGUUUCUCGUUCUCUCUCUCUCUACGCGCAGAUUUUCCUCAGGUCGUAGAGGCUCGUGAGCUCUCUGAUUUUGCAAUGGGUAUAUACCUCAGUACUCCAAAAACUGAUAAACUUUCUGAAGAUGGUGGGAAUGAACGAGUUAGAUAUGGGCUAUCUUCCAUGCAAGGGUGGCGUUCAACGAUGGAAGAUGCACAUGCUGCUCUUCCUGAUCUGGAUGCCUCGACAUCAUUCUUUGGUGUUUAUGAUGGCCAUGGAGGAAAGGUAGUUGCCAAGUUCUGUGCGAAAUACCUGCACUCGCAAGUACUUAAGAGUGAGGCCUCUUGUACUGGAGAUUUAGCUGCUUCUGUUCAGAAAGCUUUCUUGAGGAUGGAUGAAAUGAUGAGAGGACAGCGAGGAUGGAGAGAAUUAGCAGUACUCGGAGACAAGAUAAAUAAGUUUACUGGUAUGAUAGAAGGUUUGAUAUGGUCUCCAAGGGGUGGCGACUCAAAUGACCAUGAGGAUAACUGGCCUUUUGAAGAGGGCCCUCACUCAGAUUUCAGUGGACCAACGUCUGGAAGCACUGCGUGUGUAGCUAUAAUGAGAAAUAACCAACUUAUUGUUGCUAAUGCUGGCGAUUCUCGCUGUGUUAUUUCUAGGAAGGGUCAGGCAUACAAUUUAUCAAGGGAUCACAAGCCUGAGCUCGAGGUUGAGAGAGAGAGGAUUUUAAAAGCAGGAGGGUUUAUUCAUGCAGGACGAGUAAAUGGAAGUUUAAACCUUGCAAGAGCAAUUGGUGAUAUGGAGUUUAAGCAAAACAAGUUUUUACCUCCAGAAAAGCAAAUUGUAACGGCCUAUCCGGAUAUAAAUGUUGUGGAGCUUUGCGAUGAUGAUGAAUUUAUUGUUUUAGCUUGUGAUGGGAUCUGGGACUGCAUGACAAGUCAACAACUAGUGGAUUUCGUUCAAGAACAUAUAAACACUGAGAGCAGCCUCUCUGCAGUGUGCGAGAAAGUAUUCGACCGUUGUUUGGCUCCAUCAACUGCUGGAGGAGAAGGCUGCGAUAAUAUGACCAUGAUCUUGGUUCAGUUUAAGAAGCCCAUCCAUUCAAAUGCCACAAAUACCGAGCAAUCAUCCCAGCCUGCGCGUGAGAUUGAGAAAAAUUCCAAUGUUUGAUCUGCCAUCAUCAAAGCAGAAUUGUGCUUCUAAGUUUUUAUCAUCUUCAGUUAACUGCAUGAUUUGUAUCAUAUAAACUUUAUUUCCAUCUUCAAAAGUUUUAUUUGACUUGAUUUAGAAACAGCUGAUGUUUCCAUUGAAGAAAGGGACACUUAGGAAAUAAAUGUACAUAUGCUUUUAUCAUGUUUUCAUUCAUCUCUCA
Molecule: messenger RNA, 1462 nt
Organism: Dendrobium catenatum
Lineage: Eukaryota; Viridiplantae; Streptophyta; Magnoliopsida; Asparagales; Orchidaceae
Product: probable protein phosphatase 2C 11
Exons: 11
Coding region: 190-1260 (356 amino acids)
Biological process (GO): protein dephosphorylation
Molecular function (GO): protein serine/threonine phosphatase activity; cation binding
Source: RefSeq, a predicted model, not a curated record